Anolis carolinensis (green anole) is the source of this 4894-nucleotide messenger RNA. Its product is annotated as discoidin domain-containing receptor 2. The transcript has 17 exons. Lineage: Eukaryota; Metazoa; Chordata; Lepidosauria; Squamata; Anolidae. Gene Ontology annotation, cellular component: signaling receptor complex; plasma membrane. Gene Ontology annotation, molecular function: ATP binding; collagen binding; protein tyrosine kinase collagen receptor activity. The record is from RefSeq and is a predicted model, not a curated record. Gene Ontology annotation, biological process: multicellular organism development; positive regulation of neuron projection development; cell surface receptor protein tyrosine kinase signaling pathway. Bases 383 to 3019 code for a protein of 878 amino acids.
GAGUCCAGCUUUUUUCUUUUUGGAUGCACACUCACGGCUGCACAUCUGCUCUUUUUCAUGGAGUUGCUAUAGGAACUGUAGGGACAAAGGCGAGAGGGACGUCUCCGGGGCCUGUGCGGAAAGGGAAAGGGACGGAAGGGCGAGAGGAGGAGUUUUGCAUCCUUUGCGUGGAUCUCCAGCAGCCGGAGGGAGGCCGGACAAAAAGAAGUUGGGGGAGAAGGGAUGGGAGGAAGUGGAGCACAGCUGGAGGCACAAGGCGGGGAGGAAGGAGCCAUGGCGGCCGCUCUGGGGUCAGGGCAGAGAUGGACAGCCCACUCCCGGGGCCAAGCAGAAAUGUGAAUGGCAGUGACGGACAACCCGGCUAAAGUGGGAAACGCCAAGGAUGCUGUGCUUGCCAAUCCUUCUUCUGGCUGGACUCUCCCGUUCUUCUGGCUCUGAAGUCAACCCAGCAAUAUGCCGUUAUCCUUUGGGGAUGCAUGAAGGGACCAUCCGGGACGAGGAUAUCACUGCUUCCAGCCAGUGGUACGAUUCUACGGGGCCUCAAUAUGCACGGCUGCUGCGAGAGGAAGGCGACGGGGCCUGGUGUCCGGCGGGUCUCCUGCAGCCGGAAGACGUCCAGUUCCUCCAGGUUGAUCUCCACAAACUGCACUUCAUCACACUGGUGGGCACCCAAGGGCGGCACGCCAGGGCCACCGGCAAGGAGUUUGCCCGCGCCUAUCGCAUCGACUACAGCCGCAACGGGGAGCGCUGGCUCUCUUGGAAGGACCGGCAGAACAGGCAGGUUAUUCAGGGCAACAUUGACACAUACGACGUGGUCCUUAAAGAUCUUCGCCCGCCUAUCAUUGCCCGCUACAUCCGAGUGAUCCCGGUCACUGAGCAGCCCAUGACCGUCUGCAUGCGAGUAGAACUGUAUGGCUGCGUUUGGUCUGAUGGUUUGGAGGCCUACAGCAUGCCAGAAGGUGAGGUCAUGGCAGCUCCAGGACAUCCCAUUGUCUACCUGAACGAUUCGACUUACGAUGGUUUCCAGGAACGCAGGUCUCUCCAUGGCGGCUUGGGCCAGCUGACUGAUGGCAUCUUGGGGUUGGAUGAUUUCACCAAGAGCCACCAAUACAGAGUGUGGCCGGGCUACGACUACGUGGGAUGGAGGAACAACAGCUUCCGGAACGGCGCCGUUGGGCUGGAGUUCCAGUUUGACCGGCAAAGGAACUUCACCUUCAUGAAGGUCCAUUGCAAUAACAUGUUCUCCAAAGGCGUGAAGAUCUUUGAGCGGGUGGAGUGCUUCUUCAAGCCACAGCUCUUUGCGGAGUGGGAGACCGAGUCCGUGGGAGCGGAUACCGUUCUGGACGACAAGAACCCCAGUGCACGGUUCGUGACCGUCCCCCUCGGCCAUCGGGUCGGCAAAGCCAUCCUGUGCCAGUUCUACUUUGCCGACACAUGGAUGAUGAUCAGCGAGGUCUCCUUCCAAUCGGUGUAUGUGGACGUCCUCGACCCCAUUGUGGUCACUCUGGCGUCAAGCACGACCUCGGCAAUCCUUCCAUCUGAAGAAAUGAAUGUUACAGAUGGGACCUGGGAAACCACUACGAGAUACGGCACCAGUCCCUGGACUGAGCCCAAUUUAGAAGCUUCCAACACCUCCAGCCUCGUCGGUUGCCUUGUGGCCAUCAUCCUGGUCCUCCUCGUCAUCAUUGUGGCCAUCUUGUGGAGGCAAUAUGCCCAGAAACGGCUGGAGACGGCUCCCCGACGGAUCCUGGAAGAGGACGCCACCGUCCGGCUCUCCUUCUACAGCUCCAGGAUGGUUGGUGGUCAGACGCAGAUCCAUCAAACCAACCCUACCUAUGAAAGGGUCUUCCCGUUGGAUCUGGAGUAUCACCAGCCCAUCACCCUCCUCCAGAAACUGCCUGAAUUAUCCCAAAGUGCCGAAGACUCAGCUUGUAGCGGGGAUUAUGCUGAGCCGGACCUCACCAAAUGCACCCCUCACCAAGGAUUCCAGAAUAACGUUCCACAUUAUGCCGAGACGGAUAUCGUCAGCCUACAAGGAGUGACCGGCAAUAAUACAUACGCGGUGCCCGCCAUUACGGUCGAUUCAUUGACCAAGAAGGAUAUCUCAGUAGCCGAAUUCCCCAGGCAGCAGCUGCGACUCAAGGAGAAACUAGGAGAAGGGCAAUUUGGGGAGGUCCACUUGUGUGAAGCUGAUGGUCUCCUGGAAUUUCUUGGCCGCUCUUCUUCAGACGCAUCCAGCCGACCAGUCCUAGUUGCCGUCAAAAUGCUGAGAGCCAACGUUACCAAAACAGCCAGGAAUGACUUCCUGAAGGAGAUCAAGAUCAUGUCUCGCCUGAAGGAUCCAAACAUCAUCCGGCUUCUGGGAGUCUGCGUGAGGGACGAUCCGCUGUGCAUGAUCACCGAAUACAUGGAAAAUGGGGAUCUCCACCAGUUCUUGUUGCAACGGCAGAGUAGAAGUACCUUCACCCUCUCCAACAACAUUCCCUGUGUGAGCUGCCUCCACCUCCUGCUCAUGGCGACUCAGAUUGCGUCCGGCAUGAAGUACUUGGCGUCCCUCAACUUCGUCCACCGCGACCUGGCCACCCGCAACUGCCUGGUUGGAAACAACUACACCAUCAAGAUUGCCGAUUUCGGCAUGAGCCGGAACCUGUACAGCGGGGAUUACUAUAGGAUCCAAGGCAGGGCUGUGUUGCCGAUUCGUUGGAUGGCCUGGGAGAGCAUCCUCCUGGGCAAGUUCACCACAGCGAGCGAUGCGUGGGCUUUCGGGGUCACGCUGUGGGAGAUGUUCACCCUGUGCAAGGAGCAACCCUACAGUUGGCUCUCGGAUGAGCAGGUCAUCGAGAAUACAGGGGAGUUCUUCCGAGACCAAGGACGGCAGGCUUAUUUGUCUCAACCGCCGCUGUGUCCGAACCUGGUCUUCUCCUUGAUGAUGAAGUGCUGGAGCCGAGACAUCAAGGAUCGCCCGGCCUUCGAAGCCAUUCACUUAUUCCUGGUCGAGCAAAUGGACGGGAGCAUUUGAGCCGCAAAAAGGAGCAGCACGAGGGCGGCCGUGAGUUUGGAGCUUGGGGAAAAGCCAGGCGAAGACCACACAUACAAAAGGACCUGCCAUUGAUUCUGGGGAAUGCCUUUGCAGCGUGUCAUGGAAGUGCCCUCGUCUUGUGCCAAACCACGGCGUCGAUAGAGACAACGAACGUUUGCCGUCGGACUUGAGAUGCCACCUUUUUGAUCCGAUCUUUCUACACUCCAAAGACCUCCCAUCUCAUGGAUUCCUUCCUUCCUGGAAAUACUGAGAGUUUUGUGCUCCUUUGCUGUCUGUUUCUAGAAGUAUGUUCUAACUUGGGGUGCAUCUACACCAGGCAUGGGCAAACUUCAGCUCUCCAGGAGUUUUGGACUUCAACUCCCACAAAUGAUAAUCCAUUGUCGGAUAAGUUAACCAUCAGGGCCAGGUGUUUCAACCCAUUUGAAAUUCUAUAUUUCUCUUAUUUCUUUGAUGUGGUGCAUCUUAGAAUCCCAGGUGUUUGUAUAUGUGUGGAUGUAUCUAAAUCAGGCAUGGGCCAUAUUCCGGCUGUUAGGAAUUGUGGGAAUUGAAGUCCAAACAUCUGGAGGGCCCAAGUUGGCCCAUGCCUGAUCCACGCUAUUGAAUUAAUGCAGUUCGGAACCACAUUAACUACCGUGUCUUAAUGUUAUAUAAUCCUGGGAUUUUGUCAUUUGGCGAGCCAAGAAGGUGAAGAACUUCAUCCAACGACAACUCCCACGACUUCAUAAACAUGCAAAGCGGUGUCAAACGGCAUUAAUCCGACAGUGUAGAUAAGGUGGUGUCUUUCCCAUUUCAUCCCAGAAAAAAAGACCUUGCGAGGAAUGUCGAACGUUGGAUUCAGGCAAAGCUCCGGAUGCUCAAGGUAUGAAUGUGUGCGGAUUCUUCCACACUGGAUUUUAUGUUUCGAUUCACACACUAUAUAAGGAAUGUUACCGGCUUAUAGGAAGACUCUCUGCUAGUCUGAAAAUGGGGAUAGUUAACACUGAUGUUUGUGAAAUUUAUAGCCAAAAUGGACUGUCGUGCAAAUUAUUCUGCGCCCGGAUCUCGCUUUCCGAGGAAGCCAAAGAAGAGAUAGAACUCAGGUUCAGAUCUUGUCGGCAAUAUCAUUAUGUUUUGAUCCGAUCUUCCAUCUCCUAUCUUUGUACCAGUUGAGUACUCUGUCUCCGAAACACUUGGCACCGGAAGUAUUUUGGAUUUUGGAUUAUUAUUUUACCCCGGAUUUGAAUAUAUUUGCAUAUACAUAAGGAGACGCCUUGGAGAUGGGGACCCAAGUCGAAACCCGGUGUUCAUUUUAUACAAUAGAUCUUUUGUAUACAAUAUUUUUAAUCAUUUUGUGCAUGAAAUGAAGUAUGUUGAACUACGGAAAAGCAGGUGGUGCCGCCGUCUCGGCCACCGAUGCGGACCAUUUCGGAAUAUUUUGGGUAAAGGAUGCUCAAGCUGCAUAAAGACGACCUGCUUUUACUCCCCUUUAGGGAUGUUUUCGUCUUAGAAAGCAGUGCCAAACUGCAUUAAGUCGACGGUGUAGACGCACCCCUUGAGCCUUGUCGCCACUCCUGUUUUCUUUCCAUGUUACUUGAAGUUCGAAACUGUGGAUACUUUGGCCAUUUUGUCCCAGAGCACAUACGAUUCCACUCCAAAUAAAGUUGCGCUCUUUCCUUUUCCUUUUUUCCCCAUCUGGUUCGGUUUGGUGUCACUUCCUCCAGCUGUGUACAUACUGUAUUUAGAAUGGCGUCCAGAUGUGUACAUUCUAUAAUAUAUGGAUUUAACCACAAUCGUGCGGCGGAUGGGGAUCGAGCCUUGUUGUCUGUUUUGUUUUUUUACACCGACCAAUGACCAAUAAAUUGUCUUGGUUUCCUG